UCGCCAUGUCUUCCCACAAGACUUUCAGGAUCAAGCGAUUCCUGGACAAGAAUCAAAAGCAGAAUCAUCCUGUUCCCCACUGGAUUUGGAUGAAAACUGGUAAUAAAAUCAGGUACAACUCUGAGAGGAAGCAUUGGAGAAGGACCAGGCUGGGUCAAUAAGGGAUCGCACACAAGAUGGCACACAAGUUUAUGCUGCAUGAAGGUCACGUGUUCCUAUCCUAUUACUCUGUAAACAUCACAACCGCCUGAACAAUGGAUAUGUUUUAUCAGGAAAAUGAUUUUUCUUUGCUACUGUGCUUCUGCACCAGUGUGUUCGUUCAGUAAUAAAUGAGACAU
Molecule: messenger RNA, 338 nt
Organism: Lynx canadensis (Canada lynx)
Lineage: Eukaryota; Metazoa; Chordata; Mammalia; Carnivora; Felidae
Product: 60S ribosomal protein L39-like
Exons: 1
Coding region: 6-161 (51 amino acids)
Biological process (GO): translation
Cellular component (GO): cytosolic large ribosomal subunit; ribosome
Molecular function (GO): structural constituent of ribosome
Source: RefSeq, a predicted model, not a curated record